AUGUCAACCUCGGAGAAUUUUGAUAGGAAUAUCGAGAUGGAAUUGAUUUCAGAUUAUUUACGGUCGACUGACGGUGGACAAUCAAUUAACGAUGACGAACGAUCAGCCUACAAUGCAUCUUCCGCACAGAAAUUGAAUCUUCCUGCGUUCGUGACACCGCUGGAGGUAGAACACGUCCCCGGCAUGGAUGCUCUGUAUCCCCCAACGCCGCGUGAGUUCACCAUGCCUGCUAUGCCAGCGUCCAGCAACCCUUCUAACCCACCGCAGGACCCAUCAACCUCGGAUAUUCUUCUGAAAGAGGAAGACGAGCAAGGGAUAGGUUCUAAAACGCGCAAGGUAAGAAGGAACACUCGGGAUGCUAACGGCGACGGGACGUGUACUCUAGAGGAAUUUUGGUAUGAGGAAGGCAAGAAGUGGAAGGUCAAUCCGGGGAAGGAUGAACGUAUGGCAAAUGGAUCAAGAAAAAGAUCGAAAGGCAUGGAGGCUUUGCAAUCAGGACCAGAAUGCUACGCUUGCGGCAGCAAGCUACGGUACGAGAACCUUAUGAACAAUCGUCCUUGCGACGUGUGCGGCUGUUUUAAUUAG
Daldinia childiae is the source of this 585-nucleotide messenger RNA. RefSeq lists its product as uncharacterized. Lineage: Eukaryota; Fungi; Ascomycota; Sordariomycetes; Xylariales; Hypoxylaceae. The record is from RefSeq and is a predicted model, not a curated record. The transcript has a single exon. The coding region runs from base 1 to 585 and encodes 194 amino acids.